This is a messenger RNA of Myotis lucifugus (little brown bat), 1079 nucleotides long. Its product is annotated as zinc finger protein 133-like. The record is from RefSeq and is a predicted model, not a curated record. NCBI's taxonomy places the organism in Eukaryota, Metazoa, Chordata, Mammalia, Chiroptera, Vespertilionidae. The coding region runs from base 136 to 393 and encodes 85 amino acids. The transcript has 4 exons. Gene Ontology annotation, biological process: regulation of DNA-templated transcription.
UGGUGCCGUGGGCGGGCGAGGAGGUAGUGAUGGGGACGUGCUGUCGUGGCUCAGGCCGUGCGCUACCGGAUGUCUUAUUUGGGGGUGUGGGCGCGCAUUCCCGACGUGAGUGAAGCUCAACCUUGAAGUCCAGUGAUGGCACACAUGGCAUUCAGGGAUGUGGCUGUGGAUUUCACCCAGGAAGAGUGGAUGCUGCUGAGCCCUGCUCAGAGGUCCCUGUACAGGGAGGUGAUGCUGGAAAACUACAGCAACCUGGUCUCACUGGGAAUUCCAUUUUCUAAACCAAAGCUCAUCACCCAGCUGGAGCAAGGGAAGGAAACCUGGAGAGAGGAGAGAAAAUGCCCACCAGCCACUUGUCCAGAUCAAGCAAGAAUGUGGAAAAAAUCUGAGUGAGCUAAAGAAAUAAGGCAAGCCCAGGGAGAGGGAGGAAGGCUAAAAAUCCAACCAAGAAAUUGAAAUUGAAUUCUUAAAAAACUGUGAGCCAAAAGUAGUUUUUACAUUUUUAAAUAGUUACAUAAGUAUAUAAUAUCCUCAAUUUUAAACUUCUUACCCUCAAAGCUUAAAAUUAUUUGCUAUCUGACCAUUUAAGAAAAAGUUUGCCGACCUAUGCUCUAAGGAAUUAGGAUAUACAGCCCUAACUUUUCCUGACCUACUUAUUAUGUAAAAAUGUAAGAACAUUGCAAUUGCACAGUUCCGUUUACCCCUUCCCCCAACAUUCUUUAUUCUAUAGUUCUUAUUUGUAUUACGUUUACAUACAUUGUAAAUUCCUUAAUAUGAUAUGUAUUUUUUUAAUCAAGAAGAAAUUAUUUUAUAUGCAUUCAGAUAAUUUACCAUUUUCUGUACUCUUCAUUUUCUUUCUGGAGAUCCGAGUUUCCACCUGGUAUCAUUUUUCUUUAGCCUAAAUAACUUGUUUAACAUUUCUUGUGCAGGUGGCACUGUAUUUGCUUACGUUUUGUUUUUCUGAAUGUUGACAUCUCCUACUUAAGUACUAUAAGAAGAAAAUUUUUCUUUUACAUUGAUUUCUGGGGAAACUCAUUCAUAUUAAUUAUAGAAAUUAUCAGGGAGUGAACUGAUCAGGA